AUGGCGAAUCAUACGGCAAAUGUUGGUCACAUUACUGUGAAAGAGUACACGGAAGAGUACUUUGGCAUGGAGCACGACACGAUCGCUCGCAACUUUGGCGUCGUGAUCGGAUGCAUCGUUGUCUUCCGUAUUCUGGGUCUGUUGGCACUGCGCUUCGUCAACCAUCAGAAAGAUAAGCAUUUUAAAUAG
Molecule: messenger RNA, 189 nt
Organism: Phytophthora nicotianae INRA-310
Lineage: Eukaryota; Oomycota; Peronosporomycetes; Peronosporales; Peronosporaceae
Exons: 1
Coding region: 1-189 (62 amino acids)
Biological process (GO): transmembrane transport
Cellular component (GO): membrane
Molecular function (GO): ATP binding; ATPase-coupled transmembrane transporter activity
Source: RefSeq, a predicted model, not a curated record